AUGGGAAAUGGGGCGCACAGCAAACAGAUGCAGGAUUCCUGUCUAGUCAGUCACACCAAAGCGAACGGAGCACGAGCACCCCGAGAUCGCCAACCUGAAAGAAAGAGCAACACUACCACCAAUAUGAGCGACGUAGAAAAGCAACAUGAUGCUGUAGAUCCGCACGCCGGCAUGUCGUUAGAGAGCGAGGAGGUCGGAAGGCAACUCGAGGCCAUUGACCCCAUCCUUGAGGCCAAACUGGUGCGCAAGCUCGAUCUCUACAUUAUCCCGGUGGUGAUGCUGCUCUAUCUGCUCAGUUUCUUGGACAGAGUCAACAUUGGCAAUGCGCGCCUCUACGGACUGCAAGAGGAUCUCAACAUGGACGACGGCCAGUUUCAGACCGCCGUCUCUAUUCUCUUCGUCACAUAUAUUUUAUCAGAGCUCCCGUCGAAUCUCGUGCUGAAGAAGCUCCGCCCCUCUCGCUGGAUCGCUUUUAUCACUGUGUCCUGGGGCACUGUCGCAACUUUGACUGGUGUUGUGCAAAGCUACGGUGGUCUGAUUGCAUGCCGUCUUCUCCUUGGAGCUGUGGAAGGAGGUCUAUUCCCCGGCAUGGCCGUCUAUCUAACCUUCUUCUAUACCAAACGCGAACUUGCCCUUCGCAUCGGCUAUCUCUUUGUUUCCGCGGCUCUGGCAGGUGCAUUUGGAGGCUUGCUUGCGUACGGAAUCGGCCACUUAGACGGACAUGCAGGCCAGAGAGGCUGGCGAUUCAUCAUGAUUCUAGAGGGUAUUCCCACUUUCGUCCUGGGUAUUGCGACAUGGUGGAUUCUCCCCGAUAGCCCGGACACGGCCUACUUCCUCAACGCUGAAGAGAAGGCAUUUGCUGCAGCCCGCCUAAAGCGGCAAACAGGGUAUACCAAGAAAGCAGCAGAAUUCCACUGGGACGAUGUGAGGAAAAGCUUCAAGGACUGGAAGGUCUGGACUUUUUGCUUCGCCCAGUUCGGAUCAGACACUAUGCUCUACGGCUUCUCGACAUUCCUGCCCACCAUCAUCCGCUCUAUCAUGCCUGAUGCUUCAAAUGCCAUGGUGCAGGUUCUUACUAUCCCGUGUUACGCCCUUGGUGCCAUUACCUACCUCGUCGUCGCUCGAUUUUCGGACAAGCAGCAGAAGCGCGGUUUGUACAGCAUCUUGCUCGGCGUCAUCAGUAUCAUUGGGUAUGCCAUGUUGAUUAGUGAUUCGAGCUCAGCGGUGCACUAUGCUGGAUGUUUCCUCGUCGCAAUGGGACUCUAUGUCUGCGUCGGUCUGCCGCUCGCAUGGCUGCCUACAAAUCUCCCGCGCUAUGGGAAGCGUACAAGCGCGACGGGGCUGCAGCUCUCCAUUGGAAAUUGUGCGGGUAUCAUGAGUGCCUUUAUUUACCCAACGCGAGACCGUCCGCGGUUCGUCAAGGGCCAUGGGAUUACCAUGGCCAUGGUGGCUUUUGCAAUUGCUUGCUAUGCGGUGCUAUGGUUUCAGCUGGCCGAGGUGAAUUCGCGCCGCGAGAGAGGCGAAGAAGAGCAUUUGAUUGCGGGAAUGAGUGAUGAGGCCGUGGCGGAAUUGGGCGAUGAUAGCCCUAGGUUCAGGUACACGGUUUAG
This is a messenger RNA of Plenodomus lingam JN3, 1608 nucleotides long. RefSeq lists its product as uncharacterized. Gene Ontology annotation, molecular function: transmembrane transporter activity. The record is from RefSeq and is a predicted model, not a curated record. Gene Ontology annotation, biological process: transmembrane transport. Gene Ontology annotation, cellular component: membrane. Lineage: Eukaryota; Fungi; Ascomycota; Dothideomycetes; Pleosporales; Leptosphaeriaceae.